UUUGCUAAUUUCCUCCGCCAAAGUCCUUCCAAAUUCUCUCUUCUCUCUCUCUAUAAAUGCUCUGUUGAUUCUUCGUUCUGGAUUUGGAUUUGAUAAUGACGAUGAGCAGUAGCAGCAGCAAUUACGGUAAUGGCGGCGGUGGUGGUGGUGGUGGUGUCGCCGGAGGACACGAUCAUGAUCAAUUUGGGGAUACAACUUUGACUAAGGUUUUCGUUGGAGGACUCGCUUGGGAAACUCCUAGAGAACUCCUUUGGGAUUACUUUCAGAAGUUUGGUGAUAUACUUGAAGCCGUCAUUAUUUCUGAUAAACUCACUGGCCGUUCCAAAGGAUAUGGAUUCGUGACGUUUAAGGAACCUGAAUCGGCGAAGAAGGCUUGUGAAGAUGCAACGCCGACGAUUAAUGGACGGAGAGCGAACUGUAAUUUGGCUUCUCUUGGUGCCCGGCGACCUAGAUCGUCGGCGGUAACCGCUACAUCUCAUCAUCAUAACCACCAGCAACAAAUACAACAAACAGGUCCGAACCCGAAACCGAAUGGAGUGGGUGGGCCCAGAUCUGGGUCACCUGCACCUGUUAACAAUAAUCACAUGCAGCAGUGGUACUAUUACCCUGCGACCCCACAUGCUGCAUCACCGUACCAUCAUCAUCAUCGUCAGCACUAUCAACAGACUAUGCCAUUUUAUAGGUAUUCUCCCACUGCUUACGUCAGCAGUACAGAUAUGGGCUAUAAUCAGAAAGUAAGCUAUGCGGGUGGGCCAUAUAUGGCCGGGCAUUUUGCUCAGAUGUACCCGGCCCAGCCGGUUAUGGGUGGUAAUAAUCUGAUGCCGGUGUACCCGGUGUAUCAUUAUGGGCCGGCAGGACAUGCUAUGGCGGCCCAUAUUUACUCUCCAUCAGCUACAGGCCCAAUGCCAACUGUCUCAUCUCUCAUAUCCAAGCCCGUGUGAGAUCUUCUGUACGUUGGCGAUCAAAUGGCCAAAGUCUGGAAAAGCUGGAGAAGAUCAGAUGAGCUCAAAAAAAAAAAAAGAUAAAUAGAGAAGAGAGAGAGGAGAAGAGAGAAUGGGGGUUCAAAAUUAUUAUUAUUAUCUCAUCUCUAGUGGCUCUUCUUUUUUAAUUUACUUUUUUUUUUUCUCUAUUUUUUUAUUCAAUUAUUAGUAGGGGUAUCAAAACAAAAAACCAACAUUAUUAUUAUUAUCUUAUCUAUUUAUCUAAAACUAUUUAUUCAUUGCAUUAUUAUGUCUAGCUAACCCUUUAAUUAGUUUUUGUUAAAAUGUGUUUA
This is a messenger RNA of Impatiens glandulifera, 1273 nucleotides long. Its product is annotated as probable RNA-binding protein ARP1. The record is from RefSeq and is a predicted model, not a curated record. Bases 96 to 941 code for a protein of 281 amino acids. Gene Ontology annotation, molecular function: RNA binding. The transcript has 6 exons. Lineage: Eukaryota; Viridiplantae; Streptophyta; Magnoliopsida; Ericales; Balsaminaceae.